CCCUCCCACCCCACCCCCGAGCAGAGCACUGGCCUGGCCAUCUUGACCGCCAGACCGCCGCCCGGCCCCCCUUCUAAUGCCCGACCUCUCGGCAUGCGAGUUUCCCGUCGCCGUCACCGCCAUCCCCAUCGUUGUUGUUGAUACCCCUCCUCCCGAGCCUCUGGAGGAUCGUCAAAAAAUGCCGGCCGCAGCCACCGACGAGCAGCCCGAUCUGAUGCCCCCCGCGGUGGCCGAUGCUCCGCCAGCGGCUCCGGUGAAGAGCACCGCGUCUUCCCAAUCUGAUGACCUGUCUGUCGAUGAUGUCUCUGUCCAUGACAAUGCCACGACCACCCCCCCUGAGGGCCUGGCUCAGCUUCUCCCGGUAGACGACUCCGUGGCUACUGCCUCCAUGCCAGCCGAGGACGACCCGACCCUCUUCGACACACAGAGUGAUGCCUCUUCGCCGGAAGUGGUGGCCAUUGCGUGUCUUGAGGGCGCGGCGACUGAGCCAAACUCCCCAGUCAGCCCGCCUGUCGCCGUGGAGGAGGAUCCUGCUGCUGCUGCUGCCGCUGCUACCACGGAGGACGCCACCGUCCCUCCCGAGGCCGAGGCCAGCAUCGUCGCUCCCGAGACCGAUGCCGCCGCCGGCCAAGUUGCCGAUCCUCCGCCCGAAGAUGCGAUCGUCGGGUCUGAUAUUCCCCCCCCGACCGCCGAGGCCGCACUGGCACAGCCCGAGGACGCGGCUGCAGCGGAAUCCGCAGCCGCCACCUCUGCGAUCGAGGUGGCCGCCGCGGAUGCCGAAAAGCCACUCCUGUCAGAGGGGCCUCCUUCUGCCGAGCUGGAGGCCGCCCCAGCUGAUGUGCCGCCCGCUGCCCCCUCCACCGAUGGCGCGUGGGCCGAGCCGCCCCCCCUGCCGGCGGGCAUGUCCCGACUUCCCCCCCCCACCGGGGGCGACGGUGACAUCGAGCUCAUGCCGGUCCCGGCUUCCUCCGCCGACAGCCCCUCGCCCCGGACCAUUCUUCCGUCCAUUUCUUCCGAAAUUGAUCCCCAAGCCAUGGGUCCCCUUGGCCUUGGGCACCGGCGAUCGGUCAGCCACAACUCCCGGCGGUCUUCCAGCUACUCGCCGCUGAACACCGCCGGCAGUGGCGGCGAGGGGGGACCCCUCAGCGGCCAUGCCGCGUCCGGGUCUUUCUCCAGCUCCCUCUCCGUGCAGGUAGCCCUGCCCACUCUGCCGGAUGGUUCGCCGCCCAUCUCCAACUCCAACAAGCGCGCCCUGCGUGGCCCACCCCCCUCGACCCCGGAGGAGCAACUGCUCCUGAUGAAGCUCGAGCUGUGGGACGACGUCUUUACCGAUGAUCUGGACCUUCUGGCGCAUCUGUGCCAGCAGACAUAUCUCAACUCCCAGAUCCUCACUGCAUCGAUCAUCGUCCUCCUCGAGCACACCAACCAUGCGGACUACUUCCUGAAGCGCCUGAUCCGCACGCGUAUUUUCCUCAAUCGCCCGACCGAGUCGCAUGACUUUACCAACAUCAUGCGUGAUAAUAGUCUUUCGGUGAUGCUCUCGUCGGCCUUUGCCCGGCAUCAUGGGCCAGCCUAUUUGGAGACGGUCAUCUCGCCCGUCAUCGACAAGAUCCUUGAGGACACCACCAUCUUCGAGAUCAACCCCGCCGAAAUCAAGGACCCGGCGAGCGUGGACCUUGAGGCCAAUCUGCACAAGUUCGCCGGCAUCGUGUCCUGGACCAUCUCGCACAUCCUGGAAAAGCGCGAUGCCCUGCCGCCCAAGCUCCGGUCUCUGUGCACGUACAUGCGGCGUACCUCUUAUGCCCGGUUGAAGCACUACUUCCCUGGCGACUCGGACUCGAUGCGCGAGCAGGCUUCGCUUCGCUUGGUUGGAUGCUUCCUCUUCCUGCGCUUCAUCGGCCCGUCCAUCUUCGCGCCCACCUUCAAUGGGCUGUGCUACCGGACCGGGCUCACGCGGGAUGAGCGCCGCGCACUUAUCAUGUUCACCAAGGCCCUGAACAUUUUGGCGGCCGAAUCCCUUCGCGUGCAAAAGGAGGAGUACAUGGUGCCACUUGGUGCGCUCCUGCAGAAGGAGACCGCCAAGAUGCAGUCCUUCCUGGACUUCGCAUCGUCAUUUGAUGAGGAUGAGACCGUGCUGGUCCUAUCGGACCCGGCCUGUGGUUCGAGCAUCGGGCCGUCAUCCCCCGAGAAGAGGACGAAGAAGCAGGCCACCCCCGAGGCGGAUGGUGGUGUCGGUGCUGGCGCCGAUGCCGCUGUCGACACGGACCCCGCUCUUCAUGAGGCUACUUCCUCUUUCCCGCCGCCGGCCGCCGGGGAGGGUACUUCGACUGGCGUUGCCGCUGCCGGCGUUGGCAGUGGCGUUGCUCAUGAGGGGAGUCCCUCCUCGGCCGAGGCGGCUGCGGCUUCCGAAGCCGAGGACCCGGAGGUCCUUGCCGUUGCUGCUGCUGCUGCUGGUGCUGCUGGUGCUGCUGUUGCUGAUGAUGGCAUCGCCCAUGCCACUGGCCCUGCCGAUCCGCCGGAGUCUCCGACCGUCGAUGAGGCUGACGAAGGGCAGCCUUCCCUGCUGAAGAUGCAUCGACUGCUGGCCGCCGGCCAGGGCGGGUCCCUGCCGUCGACCCCCCGGUCGGCGAUCACCUAUUGCUCCGAAGCGCCCGGCCUGUUGGAGGCGCCUCCCCCGCCGGAUGCCCUGAUUCCGGACAGCUUCGCCGGGAAUCUGGACACCGUGGUGACCUUCCUUCGGACGAUUAUUCCCAAGUUUGAAAUCUCCCUGCGUGAGGCCCUGCCCCAGCUGGCUCAGCUGCCGCUCGAGUCGCCAGCCCUGCUGGAGCGCGUGAAGGCCCAUGUAUCGGCCAUCGAUCAGCUGGCGCGCGACACCACCGCUGCCGCCACCGGGCCCGCCGGUCCUGGCGCCGCUGGCCCUGGGUCUCAGCUGGAGGAAAGCCGCUCCUCGCGGUCCCUUCGUGGGGUGGAGGUGGAUGGCGGGACGGUCCGGUCGACGCGCUCCAGCCGGCGGAUUUCCCUUCGCAUGUCCUUCAGCCUUUUCACCAAUCCCACCACCUCGCCGCCGGGGAGUACCCCGCCGACGCCAUCAGCCGCCGGGGGGGCUUCCGUUUCGGCCGGUGCCCGCGCCAGCAGCGCCAGCCUGCCCGUCGUGGCGCCCGGGGUGGCGGGGGCUUCGCACUCGCGGUCGUUGUCCUCUUCAUCGGGCGGCCGGCCGCGCAGUGGAUCCGUCUCCUCGGUUCGGUCCAGUUCGCAGGGGGGGACCACCGAGCCAGUGACCCCGGCGCCGGGCAGCCCGCCGCUGCCGGCCAGCGGAAUGGCUUCCUCUAGCCAGUCAGUCCAUUCGUCCGGGUCACCCGACUCGGCACCCAAGCGCGAGCGCUCGGUCUCCUUCAUGGACCGGCUGUUCGCCCUGCUGACCUGCUCGCAGGGGAUCUCCACCUAG
This is a messenger RNA of Fonticula alba, 3445 nucleotides long. RefSeq lists its product as hypothetical. Bases 77 to 3445 code for a protein of 1122 amino acids. The transcript is spliced from 5 exons. The record is from RefSeq and is a predicted model, not a curated record. Gene Ontology annotation, biological process: regulation of GTPase activity. NCBI's taxonomy places the organism in Eukaryota, Rotosphaerida, Fonticulaceae.